CGUCACCGCGACCCCCUCGAGGCUGCUGUUCUUCGCGCCCGCCCGCCGCGCGUCGCUGCCUAAGGAGAUGGAAGUCCCGGCCGCCGACGCCAUCAUGUCGCCCGAGGAGGAGCUGGACGGGUACGAGCCGGAGCCUCUCGGGAAGCGGCCGGCUGUCCUGCCCUUGCUGGAGCUGGUCGGGGAGGCCAGUAAUGGCCCCGGCACGGACGGCUCACUCCCCUCCACGCCGCCCCCAUCAGAAGAGGAGGAGGAGGACGAGCUGUACCGGCAGUCGCUGCAGAUUAUCUCUCGGUACCUUCGGGAGCAGGCGACCGGCGCCAAGGACGCGAAGCCGCUGGGCGGGCCGGCGGCCACCAGCCGGAAGGCGUUGGAGACCCUGCGGCGCGUCGGGGACGGCGUGCAGCGCAACCACGAGACGGCCUUCCAAGGCAUGCUUCGGAAGCUGGACAUCAAAAACGAAGACGACGUCAAAUCUUUAUCUCGAGUGAUGGUUCACGUUUUUAGUGACGGAGUAACAAACUGGGGCAGGAUUGUGACUCUUAUUUCUUUUGGUGCCUUUGUGGCCAAACACUUGAAGAGUAUAAACCAAGAAAGCUGCAUCGAACCAUUAGCAGAAAGCAUCACAGAUAUUCUCGUAAGGACAAAAAGAGACUGGCUAGUCAAACAAAGAGGCUGGGAUGGGUUUGUGGAGUUCUUUCACGUAGAGGACCUAGAAGGCGGCAUCAGAAAUGUGCUGCUGGCCUUUGCAGGUGUUGCUGGCGUGGGAGCUGGUUUGGCAUAUCUAAUAAGAUAGCCUUUUAAGUGAAACAGUUGACUCUUAACCCACUCCAGGCGCCAAAUCCACAUAUGACCACUGUGAAAUCAAUGUAUUUAUGAAGUUGGACUUCAAGCUGUCCAGGCUGUAACCUCCAAGCAACGUAGAAGAGCAAGUGGCGAGAGGAUUAUGGCUAACAGGAAUAAAUACAUGAGGAAAUGGUCGCCGUUGGAGGGUCACUGUCUGAAAGAAGCAAAGUUCAGUUUCAGCCACAGGCAAAGUUGUUUGAGUAGCCAUGGAGGAGGACUUACUAGAUUUAGUGGAGACGGUAGGAUGGAGAGACUUGAUAGCCUUGUCUAGAACAGGAGAGUGGCCAGUAGCCAGGCUAGUCAUAGAGUUUAUUAAAUAGGCCCACUGAAUUCGAUAACUUCCUGGAGUGUUCAAAGUGAAGCACUAACAAUGCCAGUGAUGAGUGUAAAGUGGAUUUAAGCUACAGUAGUACUAUGACUAGAAGCCUCAGUACUGUACAACAGAGAGGAAGAAAAGCUUUUCCUCUUUAUUAUUAGCUUUCCCAGGUGUGCUUCUUGAGGAUUGCAAAGUCCAAGUGCUCAGGACUUUUAUACCUGUUCUACUUUGGCAUGGACUGAAUGAUUCGUAGUUUGUUAGCCUAGAAUGGCCGAUAAUACUUGACUUCAGGCUCGAUAAUUACAAUUACAAAUGUAGAAGCAGCCUCAGUUUUUAAAGAUGACAACUUAUAAAUGUAUUUGUCUGUAAAAAUUGUAUAUAUUUUUACAGAAAGUCUAUUUCUUUGAAAUGUAAAGUGAGGAAAUUGAAUUCUGUUAUUUUUGUCAUACCCUUUUGAAAUUUACCACUUCUGUAGUUAGGAAACUGUUUCUUAGCGCUUUUCUAUUCUAAACUUUAUCCUGGUCAGUUCUAGAUUGUAUACAGAACCAACCGAUGUAAUUGUAUGCAACCCUGGUUGUAGUGGGACAGUUCUGAUUCAUAACUAUGCAGUCUUUAAUUUUCCUAUCUGAUUUUGGUAAGUAUUCCUUAGAUAGGUGUUUUCUUGUUUUGUUUUAAUUUGGGGCUGAGAAAUUGAGGGGUGGACAGUAAUCUUUUCACUUCAUCACCCACAGGUUUUCAGUAAUUGAGUCAAGGUGGAGUUUAAAGGGUUGGGGCUGAGGCCAAUGAUUUACAAAUAAUGGGUUCUGAUUGGGCAACUACUCCUUUGAGUUCUUUCCCUUUGACGUAACUUAAAUAGUGAGAUUUGUGUUCCCUGAGCUCAUCUGCAAAGCUUUUUAAAAGAUUUUCAGCUGUUCCAAAUGGGACUUAGUAGCAGUAUGUGUAUAAAAAGAUCACAUCAGGUGGGUGAGAGACAUUUGAUCCCUUGUUUGCUUAAAUAAGUUGUAAAAUGAUGGCUUGGAAAAGCAGGCUGUCGUCUAACCAUGGUGCUAUUUUAGGCUGGCUUGUUCAACACAGGUCUAAGCCUAGUACGUCAAUAAAGUAAAUACUUAUUUUCACUUCUAUUCAUGAUUCCCCAACUUCGUUUCAGAUUUCUGCACUGGCAUCUCUCCAGAUUUCAGACUCGAUAAUCUGUUGAACUUACCGUUUCCUGUCCCUUCUUGAAAUAGUUGCUGUUUGUUCAUCUCCCUCUACAGAUACUUAGAUCAGUCCCUACAUACCGACCCUGCCGUCCCUGAACUCCAGCCCAUGUCCUUUUGGCACUAGGAGCUAAGUAACUUCCCUCCAGGAGUCCACAGACCUCUUCAGCCUUUGUGAAUUUUAUGGGAAGUGAUAGUACAAUGGGCUCUGUGACAGUAACAGUUGUGAGGUGGGAGGUGUUCCUUUUUGUUGUGGCUUUAUCAUCCUGCCUGUAGGGGGAAAGUUCAAAAAGUCCCCUUAGGAAUUUUCAGAGGGGACGGUAUCUUAAAUGACUUUCCCUAGGUUCCUUUGAAUUUGAAUGCGAUCACUUAAAAUUACAGAACUAGGGCUCUGUUAAGCCUCAGAGUGCUAUAAUAAAGCUCCUGGGUAAACUGAAGAAAGCGCCAGUGUUGGAACUGAGCUUCAUCCUCAGAACGUGACCUUUAGUCUGUGGACUCCAGAUAAAAAUAGGCGUGAAGAACAUGACUAAGAAUGUAAUGGGGAAGAACGCCCUGCCCGCUGUCUCUGUAAGGUCAUCUAGCUAGGGCUAUUUUUACUUAUGUAUUUAUCGUUCUUGAUCAUAAACCACUUAUUUAUAUCACUUCUGUCUCUAAGGACCUAAAAGCACUUUAUGUAGUUUUAAAAUUAAUCUUAAGAUCUGGUUAAGGUGACUAAAAGGCUUGUCUCCCCAUAUCCAGUUGUGGAAAGAAGGGCAUAGACGUAAACUGGUGGAGUUUAGGGGCCCCGGGUCCCUAUUUACUGGGUGUGACUGCCGGAAGAACGAGGGUCUAAGUUGGCAAUUUGGGUCAGGGGCUGCAAGGCUUAACGGGGUGCCCGAGUGCUUUGGAGAAGGGAGGGUGGUUUGUAGGGAGAGGAGGCACGUGUUGGAAGUGCUGACCAGCUGCACACUCCAGGCAAAGCCGCCCAAGUGGAAAGGGAGGGGCUGCUUGGAAGGUGGCUCUUGGCAGUUUCUCUCUCAGCUUCUCUCAGGGAAAAACCUGCAGUCCUCGCGCCGUCCACGUACUUUCUGUCGGGGGUGAACAGCUUGGUUCUGGUUAAACAGCUAAUGCAGUCGACAGCUGUGCCAGGAGGGGUUAGGACCAAUUACCAGUUAAUGUGGGCUGUAAAAUAGUGUGUUUCCCUAACUUCCUGUUUUUUUCCAGAGAAGAAAAUAAUAAAUCUUUUAUUCAAA
This is a messenger RNA of Pteropus alecto (black flying fox), 3587 nucleotides long. It is a transcript of the gene MCL1, whose product is annotated as MCL1, BCL2 family apoptosis regulator. Gene Ontology annotation, molecular function: protein homodimerization activity; channel activity; protein heterodimerization activity. The transcript is spliced from 3 exons. NCBI's taxonomy places the organism in Eukaryota, Metazoa, Chordata, Mammalia, Chiroptera, Pteropodidae. Gene Ontology annotation, cellular component: mitochondrial outer membrane. Gene Ontology annotation, biological process: positive regulation of apoptotic process; intrinsic apoptotic signaling pathway in response to DNA damage; extrinsic apoptotic signaling pathway in absence of ligand. The record is from RefSeq and is a predicted model, not a curated record. The coding region runs from base 68 to 793 and encodes 241 amino acids.